AUGAACCAUGUAUGGUUAGUAAACCUAAUCAUCCUGCUCCACCUUUUUCUGAGGUGCACAUGUUACCAAAUGAUAUACGUAGACUCCUUCGACCAGAAAAAUGACGGAAACGACCUGAACAACCUGUCCUGUUCCUGGCGAUACUAUUGCCAAGAGGAAUUUCAUUUUUGUGAAUACGGAUGCAGUUCCAAGAAAAAUUUCAAGGAAGGAUACAACGUGCUUAACACCACCAAUUUCAGAGAAAACUGCUUCAUCAAUGUCGAGUGCGAGAAUCACCAGAUUUACUUCGACACAGAGGAUCCAGUGCACUUUCUCUUUUUCGCCAAACCGUUCUUCCGCAUCAACCGGGACUUCACACUGUAUGUGCACCUGGCCCAGAGGAAUAAGGCUUCAGACGAAAGUGCGCACCCGACGAAUGAACCAACUGGGAACCCCAUCUGGACAACACUACGCCUUUCCUGGGAAAAAAUAAAUGACUGGAGAAAAUCCAUAUCGAAGAAACAUAAAAGAACUUUUAUCAAGUUAUUAAUAUGCCUCAUUUUAAUACACAUGAUUUUAUUUUAUCUCUAUAUAUACACGUACUUGUAUUUGGACAAGCACGACGAGGUGUAG
Messenger RNA from Plasmodium knowlesi strain H, 612 nucleotides. Its product is annotated as conserved Plasmodium protein, unknown function. The coding region runs from base 1 to 612 and encodes 203 amino acids. The record is from RefSeq and is a predicted model, not a curated record. NCBI's taxonomy places the organism in Eukaryota, Apicomplexa, Aconoidasida, Haemosporida, Plasmodiidae. The transcript has 3 exons.